CUCGUAGUAGAAGAAAAAAAAAACCACAACCCUCCAAACCAAGAGAACAACCGAAGCAAAGUACAGAGAUCUUGCUCCAGUUCUUGUUCUCUAAGUCUCCCCAUCUUCAUCAUCAUUAAUGCAGUUUUUUUUUUCUAUAUUCAUUCUUUCUUGAUUUUCAAACCCGAAAAGAUUAAUCUCCAAGAUUUCUCUAUUCAUAUGUAUGGAUUUCUUUCAUAUUCUGACUGUUCAUAGAUCAAUCUAUUGUGGUCAGUUUCAAAGAUUUGCAAUAUGACCAUGUUUCCUGCUCAUCUGUCGUCGUCAAAGUAUGUUAAUGGCGGUUUUUCGGACAGCGGGUAUGACUGUUUUAUUAGUUUAGGAAGAGGGUUUGUUUCAGAUCUAAUGGCAGAGGAUGAAUCAAGAACCGAAACUAGUAUCGAUAACGAAGAAGCUGGAUCGAGCAUGAAAGAUGUUAAUAUUCAUGAUGAGAUGAAUACUGAGGAAGAUCAUGGCCGGUGGCUUCAGUUAAGUUUAGGUGGUGGACUGGAUAAUAGUCAGUCCAUCACCAGUACUGGCCACCAGAGACUGACGGCUGAGAUAUCAUUAACUCAGCCGUCAGUUGAUCUUGAUCUGGGAAGUGGUGGCGGUGGGAGCUCGUCACGUCAGAUGGGACAGCUACAGCCACCGCCACCACCCCAGCUCGUUUUUCAAGUUCCCGAAUUUCGGGGUCAUCCCCCGACAUCGAGUGCUUUCUUUUUGCAGCCGCACCAAACGGCUGCAGCCAUGAAUUCCGUGCCGUUUCUGACUUUACAACACCAACAACAGCAACAACAACAACACGAGACUAAUUAUAAUUAUUUGCAAUUAAUUAGGCCUUUUCCGGCAAACAUGAUGACAACAACUCUUAACCCUCCGGUUUCUUCAUCUUCUUCGUUUUCGGGUUCUUCGGAGCAACACGGACGUCCGCUUCACGUCCACCGUCGACUAAACGUAGCACGAGUGGUCAACCCACCACGAAGACCUCAUUCGGGCGUCUGGUUUAUGCUUCAGGCGUCUCAAAACCAAUUAAAGGAACCAUUUUUGCCUCAAAUUCCAAAGAGCUACCUGAGAAUCAAGGAUGGAAGAAUGACUGUUGGAUUGUUAAUCAAGUAUCUGGUUAAUAAGCUUGAACUUGGAAGCGAAUCCGAGAUAGAGAUAACAUGUAAAGGACGCCAGCUAUUAUCGUUAUUGACGCUACAACAUGUAAGGGAUACUAUAUGGAAUAGUCCAAGAAGUGAUGUCGGGUUUACCGUGACUCCCCAAUCUUCAGCAACGGUCAAUCAUUUGAUGGUACUAAACUAUGGUAGAAUCGCUUAAAGAUCGACUUAUUUGUUGAAAUUGUUUCUACACCCACAUGUCCACGAUCAUGUUUUAAUUUAUGGGAAGUUUUUAUCCCCUUUUGUUUUGUUUCCCUUUAAUCAUGCGGGUUUGGAUCGGAUUAAUUCUUUUGGUUCUUUAAUUGUGACCGUGAUAUCAAAAUCGGAACUAAUUACUUUGUUUAUGUGUAAAAUCAAUGUAAUUUAAUUAACUUGAGAGUAAAAUUACGACAAUCGUCAUUGUCAACUUGUAUGUUUUUUCUGUG
Molecule: messenger RNA, 1600 nt
Organism: Helianthus annuus (common sunflower)
Lineage: Eukaryota; Viridiplantae; Streptophyta; Magnoliopsida; Asterales; Asteraceae
Exons: 4
Coding region: 271-1335 (354 amino acids)
Biological process (GO): multicellular organism development
Source: RefSeq, a predicted model, not a curated record